This is a messenger RNA of Gallus gallus (chicken), 1737 nucleotides long. It is a transcript of the gene CYP1C1, whose product is annotated as cytochrome P450 family 1 subfamily C polypeptide 1. The record is from RefSeq and is marked provisional. Gene Ontology annotation, biological process: progesterone metabolic process; hormone biosynthetic process. NCBI's taxonomy places the organism in Eukaryota, Metazoa, Chordata, Aves, Galliformes, Phasianidae. Gene Ontology annotation, molecular function: iron ion binding; heme binding; steroid 17-alpha-monooxygenase activity. The transcript has a single exon. The coding region runs from base 60 to 1610 and encodes 516 amino acids.
UUGGAGGCAGCCAUAAAGCCGCGUCGAUCCCCAGCCUCCACUGCAGAGCAGCUGCAGCCAUGAGUGCGAUGGGGACCCCCAACGGGGCGGCCAUGGCGCCGGUGCUGUCGCCUCACUCUGCCCUUCUUCUCAUUGCCGUCGUGCUCACUGCCAUCCUGCUGCUCGCCAGGACUCGCCACAAGGCCACUCGUGGCCAGAGCCCGCCGGGUCCUUUCGCGUGGCCUCUGGUGGGCAACGUCCUGCAGAUGGGCCGCCUGCCCCACCUCACCUUCAUGCGCAUGGCGUGCCGCUAUGGAGCCAUCUUCCAGCUGCGCCUGGGCCGGCACCGGGUGGUGGUGCUCAAUGGCGAGGCGGCCAUCCGGCGGGCGCUGGUGGGGCUGGGCACGCGCUUCGCCGGCCGGCCUGACUUCCCUUCCUUCGGGCUGGUGUCAGGUGGGCGCAGCAUCGCCUUUGGGGGCUGCACGCCCCAAUGGCGGGCACGGCGGCGGCUGGCCCACACUGCCCUAAGGGCUCAUUCAACGGUGGCUGAGGUGGAGCGGCACGUGGCGGCCGAGGCGGGUGACCUGGUGCAGCUCUUCCUGAGGCACAGCCAGGGUGGUGCUUACUUCCAGCCCUGCCCGCUCUUAGUGGUGGCCAACGCCAAUGUCCUCUGCGCUCUCUGCUUUGGCCGCCGCUAUGACCACGCUGACGGCGAGUUCACCGCGUUGCUUGGCCGCAAUGACCGCUUUGGGCAGACGGUGGGGGCUGGCAGUCUGGUAGAUGUACUGCCCUGGCUCCUGCGCUUCCCCAACCCCGUCCGUCAUGUCUACCGUGACUUCCAGGCCCUCAACCGGGAGCUGCACGGCUUUGUGCAGGCCAAGGUGGCACAGCACCGCCAGACCUUUGACUGGCGGGCAGUCCGUGACAUCAGUGAUGUCAUGAUCGCCUCUGUAGAGCGUGGUGGUGGGUCCCCUGAUGGGCUGGGACCUGAGGACGUGGAAGGUGCCAUGACCGACAUCUUUGGCGCGGGGCAGGACACCACGUCCACGGCGCUCUCAUGGAUCAUCCUGCUGCUGCUGAAGCACCCGCAGGUCCAGCAGGACCUUCAGGCUGAGCUGGAUCGGGUGGUGGGACGCAGCCGGCUGCCCACAGCUGAGGACCGACCCCAUCUGCCCCUUCUGGAGGCCUUCAUCUACGAGACGCUGCGCUACAGCAGCUUUGUGCCCAUCACCAUUCCACAUGCCACCACGGCUGAUGUGGAGCUCGAGGGCUUCAGCAUCCCUAAGGGCACUGUGGUCUUUGUCAACCAGUGGUCAGUCAACCACGACUGCAGCAAGUGGCCCGAGCCACAGCGCUUCGACCCCACGCGAUUCCUGGACAAGCAGCAGCGCCUGGACCGUGAGCGGGCCGGAAGCGUGAUGAUCUUCUCGGCUGGCCAGCGGCGCUGCAUUGGUGACCAGCUCUCCAAGCUCCAGAUCUUCCUCUUCACCGCCAUCCUCCUCCACCAGUGCUCCUUCCACGCCAACCCAGCGGAGCACCUCACCAUGGACUGCAUCCAUGGGCUGGCGCUGAAGCCACUGCCUUUCACCGUCAACGUGCGGCCGAGGCUCCCCCUGCUCAUCCAGCCAUGAUGGCCCAUCCAGCCGAGGGUCAUCAACAGGGUGGCAGGGGACACCUUGCCUUGCACGCUAGUGAUUCCUGCUGCCUCGUAGUGCCAAUGGCAGUGAGUCCCCGCAGCAAUAAACACCUUUGACACAG